AUGUCUUCGAAUGUUACAUCUUUGCAAGUGGAGGACAUUCGACAGUCUACUGCCUUAUCACUUGCAAUUGAUGAGUCUUGCGACAUUACUGAUACCGCACAAGUCGCUCUUUUUGCAAAGUAUAAUAGUGUCCAAGGCCCAAAAGAAGAGCUUCUUGGAUUGCUACCGCUUGCAGGACAAACUAGAGGAGAAGACAUCGCUAAUGCUGUUCUUAAAUGCCUUGCAAAAAAUAACAUUGAUUUGAACAAAAUCGUAGCCAUAGCAACCGAUGGAGCAAGAAGCAUGACUGGCAGAAAUAAAGGAGCAACAACGAUACUUCAGAGCAAAAUUGACCACGAAAUUUUUACAUUUCACUGUAUCAUUCAUCAAGAAGCACUUUGUGCCCAGGCGUUUCCCAGUGAAAUAGUUGAAAUUAUGAAUUUAGUGAUCAAGAUUGUUAACAGCAUCUUAACAAAUCCACUGUAUCACCGUCAGUUCAAGGAGGUCUUGGCCGAAAUGGAGAAUCAGUAUUCCGACCUUCUUCUGCACAACAAAGUGCGAUGGCUUUCCAGAGGUAAAGUAUUGAAAAGAUUUGCUUCAUGCAUUAAAGAAAUCAAUAUAUUCCUCAAGAGCAAGGGCAUUAAUCAUCCUCAGCUAGAGGACGAAGAAUGGUUGCAGAAAUUUUACUUCAUGGUGGAUAUCACAGCAAAGUUAAACGAGCUUAACCUUAAACUACAAGGAAAAGGAAACCCAGCCUACAUGUUGGUUGAGGAAUUGGAUGGUAUCGCAGCUGAACUCAUCAAAAUGGGCCCGGACAAGAUGGUCGAUCUCCUACACCAGUUGAUAGUCCGGAUCUGGGACACAGAACAGGUACCGGAGAAGUGA
Uranotaenia lowii is the source of this 864-nucleotide messenger RNA. RefSeq names its product general transcription factor II-I repeat domain-containing protein 2-like. The transcript is spliced from 2 exons. NCBI's taxonomy places the organism in Eukaryota, Metazoa, Arthropoda, Insecta, Diptera, Culicidae. Bases 1 to 864 code for a protein of 287 amino acids. The record is from RefSeq and is a predicted model, not a curated record.